Messenger RNA from Meloidogyne enterolobii, 195 nucleotides. The record is from the annotation of a GenBank genome assembly. Lineage: Eukaryota; Metazoa; Nematoda; Chromadorea; Rhabditida; Meloidogynidae.
AUGGGAGGAGGAAGAAAAUAUCUCGAUGAAAUACAGCAAAAAGUGAAGGAAUCUUUGGAGAAGAGCUUGAAAAUCGACGACCGGGUUCGAAUGAAAACUGUGAAGGAAGAAACAAGUCAAACGGUAGGUUUUUUAAAUUGGGAAAAUUGAAAAAUAUCGAAAUGUCAAAAACUCGAGAAAAUUUAAAAAUGGUAA